Molecule: messenger RNA, 2212 nt
Organism: Octopus bimaculoides (California two-spot octopus)
Lineage: Eukaryota; Metazoa; Mollusca; Cephalopoda; Octopoda; Octopodidae
Source: RefSeq, a predicted model, not a curated record
UCUAUAAAAUGUCCUCCUUCAGAGGAUGUUAAAAUUAUUCCUCAGAUUUAAACUGAGCCAUUAUUUAAUCCUACUCUUUAUCCAGUUCUUAUACUCCUUAUGAACAUGUCAUCUGCUUUGCGUAGUAAUGUUGUACGCCCUUGUCAAUUCCUAGUACACGUUGCACUCAAUUCAAUUAGUUAUUGCAAAGACGUAAAGUUGUCUUGUGUGUUCUUUCCUCUAAAUUAGUAACACUAACAAUCAAAUAAAGGUGACAUGUACAUCGUCUCAGUCUUCCUACGCUUGGCCCAGCAGAAUAUGAGGAUAUUGUAGCUGGGAGGAGAAAUGGCUGUCUCAGCAGUCGGCUGAUACCAGACUGAAGCAGCAGGAAAUCCCGUACCUUGUUGAAAGACAAAACACGGUACUCAGCUCAGGAAUCGAACCAACGACCUUAUGGUCACGAGCUCAGUAUCCUAACCUCUAGACCGGGAACCUUCACAUCAGAAAGAAUCGUUGUUGAUAAAAGCUUACCUCUGUUCCAGCACUGAUAUUACCUAAUCUUUCGCACAAGCAGGUUAGCGAAUUUUUUUUUUUUUUCCGUUGAACUCCAAAGAAACUACGAUUAAACCAGAGCAGUUUUAUAUUUAAAUCCCAAGUGAUUGAUGGACUUCUGGUUACGAGGGGAAUCAAAAUUUGUACUAAUGAGAGAUAUAGUUUUGGAAGCAAAACAUUCCAUAGUAGAAGGCUUGCUACGAGCAUGUUUCCGUCAGAUUAUUGACAGUGAUGAAGACAACGAUUUUCCUUUACCAUUAACCAGGAAAUGUAGCAGUUGUCGCCGAAAGCUGGAAAAGGUAAGAAAUGCAGAGAUGUCUAGAUCUGCACAAACACCAACCGCGAACAUUGAUAAUGCAGAAGCAACACAAAAAGAUUGUAUUAAUACUUCAAACAUUUCCGAAUCGGAUUCUACUACCUCCUCCAUACAUCGCAGAAACAAUAUUCCUGCAGAACAAGACAAAUACCAGAUAACGGACUUUACACCAAACAUAAUGAUGCAAUUUCAUCCAGAAGCCCAGUCUUCGAAGUUUGCCGAAAAUUUGCAAAUGACAAGAUCCGCUGGUAACAUAUACAUUUUAAUGUGUUUGUAUUGGUACAACUUCAAACAAUAUUUACUAUACAGAAAAUUAAAAAAGAAAAACCAGCUAAAUUUGUAAUAUCUAUAAAAGAAUCUGGUCUUAAAUUUGUAAAGAGCUGUCAAAAUUUUAUCAAAAAUUCCCCUGAAAGAAAUUCGUAAAAUACACUUAAUUAAAAUUCACAGUUUAGAGUAAACAUGAUGAUUAACAAUCAUUGAAUAUUACUAUAAAGCUUCAGUCGAUUAAUUUGAAUGAAACCGGUGACAAUCACUUUUUGAGAACUCUGUCAUUUUUCCAAACGCGUCUUGAUGAAAUCCUUCUGUUACUAUAUUUCUGUCGAAAUACGCUAUAUUUGUAUCAGUUAAUUUUUCAAAUAAUGAAGGAUUUAGUAAAAUAACUUCAUCGUUAAGCUGGUGUUUGGAAAAACAAAUUAACAGAUUUUGAUGGAAGAUUUGAAUUUCGAUCACUUUGAAACAGAAUGCUUGCAUCAAAGAACCAAGGGCAAUUUGAGGCUGUCUUCUACAAGCUGAAAUGGUUACACAAAAGAGUAACCAAGUCAUCUUCGCAUAGUUUGCAUUCUCAGAACCAUUAUGGAGAAUACUACUAAUUUGGGACUUGUAUAAAACAAAUCUUGUAUUAGGAAGUUAGGAAAUUAAGAAAUAACGAAAUCAAAAGCAAUAAUUGAAAGAAAUGUUGGCUUUGGAACGAUUUAUUUUCCAUAUAGAAAAUACAUUACAUGCAUCCAAAUUAAGAACAUAUCGUAUACACAUGAAGAUAUACUACUACAAGCCAUAAAGGACAGUGGCAUCAUAUGCAAAAGUAACAAACUGAUAGUACAUAUGUUCUCAGAACGUUAUAUGGCAUAUGAUAUCAGCUACUUCAUUGAUGAUAAACGUUGAUUUAUUUUCUACAACGCAUGAUCGCAGUUUCAAUAAUGCAUUUUCUACUAAAAGAAACACUUGAGGAAUAUUAAAGCAAUCUAUAAAUGUGACGGCGGUCAUGUGUAAAACUGCAAACCAUUUUUAUUUUUGAAUAACUCCAGGUACAAAACUUUGGAUUUGUUACAUUUAUAUUUAGACACACAAGCAUUCAGCUACAUAUAC